GCAAAGCACUGCUAUGUAGUAGUUAUGCAGCGUGAUUAAAAAAAGCCUCAACGUUUGCCAUGUAUUAUUCGAUAAUAAAUGACAUUACAAAGUAAUGCAAGUUAUAAACACUCUGCGGGUGAACAAGGAUUGGAAAUUGAAGGAUGCGUAAAUUGAAUUGGGCGCAUGCAACAUUAUUUUUAAUAUUAUCCCAGCAGUGUUUUAUGACAUCGGUUGCUAAUGACUAAAAGUAAAAUCUUACAAAUCACCAGCCAUUUUAUGAUUUUAAAACUGUGCUUUAAAUACGAGUCUGCAUUUUUCAUGUGUAGUGCUAGUUUCUUUAAUGUAUAGGAAAGGAUGAGUUAAGGAAGUAUGGAAAGAGACGGACAGGUGCUGGGUGACCUUCCCCUUCAUUCAGACGGCUGCAGUUUGUGUGAAUUAGAUCCGGGCAAGGUUCUAGACCACGUUCCAAAUCUGAAUUUCGUACCGGACUUCAUUCUUUCUUCCGUUUUUAACAUUUCGUGGGAUUUAUUUGAACGUUGUGGAGACUGUUUUUCAGCAAUUUUUGUAUUUUCUUGGAACUUAUUAUGUGGCUCCGUGUUGCCCAUUUUUUCCAAACUUUUGCUGGUCUGCAAUUAAAGACUUGUGUGAAGAAUAAAGUGCCUUUAAUCAAGUGUCAAUUUAUGCCACCCCACAGGACACUAGUUUUAACAUCAUGCAUAAAGAAUGAGGAGAAAAAAGUCAGCCCUGAUAAAUUAGACUUGGAUAUUUGGAAGACUGUUAUGAAAGAAACUGCAUUAGAAACUCCCAACCUGUGCCCCUCUGAAGAUCCUGUGGACUCAUUCUCUGCUGCUACAAGAGAAUUGGUUCAAAUGUGGCGACUGGCUGGGAAAGCUGUGCCAGAGAACCUAACUGAGGAGCAGCUGACCAUUGUUCAAGAACUACCUUCCAAAUCUGCAAAGAAAAAAUAUCUCAAGUAUCUAGCAAUCAAAGAAGGCAAAAAGAAAGCAACAAAGGAGAAACAAAAAAUAAAACAAGAACAAGCAAAGUAUCAAAAGGAAAAAGAAAAUGAAGGAGGAAUUGAAUUAAGGAACACAUUUCUUUUGCAAUUCUGGCAGCGGUCUUUUGAUGUAAUGUACAAUUGGAGGGCUGCUCAGUCUAUGAUGUUUGGUCAGCCACUGAUAUUUGAUAUGAGUUAUGAAAGCUACAUGGCACGGCGAGAAAUGGAGAACACUAUCUCUCAGCUACUAGAGUGUGAGGGGUUCAACAGAAGAUCUUUAGACCCAUUCCACUUAUAUUUUUGUAACAUGAUCCCAGAGGGAUCAUAUCAUAAGGAGUUUUUGAAACGUUAUGGGGAUGCCUGGGAUAGACUCUUGAUAACGGUAACAGAAAAGUCAUAUGUUGACGUUUUUCCCAAAGACAAGCUUGUGUAUUUAACUGCGGAUUCACCUUCUGUAUUGAAGAGUUUUCAGCAUGAUAAAAUCUACAUCAUUGGGUCGGUUGUUGAUAAGUCAAUUCAGACAGGAUUGUCCCUUGCAAACGCAAAGCGUUUAAAGUUGGCAACAGCACGCCUUCCUUUGGAUGAGUAUUUGAAGUGGGAUGUUGGUGCAAAAAACCUUACAUUAAAUCAAAUGAUCAGCAUUUUGCUUACUGUGAAAGACACUGGUAACUGGCAAGAAGCUCUCAAAUUUGUUCCAAAAAGAAAGCAUGAAGGAUUUUUACCAAUUCCAGAACAGAAGUACUGCAAUCAAUCUAAAAGUUACCAGAACAAGACAAGAAUCGACAAGGGACCAAUAAAGAAAACCAGGAGGCAAAAGUCAACUUUAAGUCAAGGUGUAGAAAGAUCAUCAGACAGGAAAAGAUGGUGGCUGGAGGAAGAUUAAAGAUCCUUAAAACAUUUUAAGUGCUGACUUGCCUGAAAGAAAUAGCUUUGUUAGUACACCGAAUUUCAUACUGCAUUGAUGUAUCAAAAGAUGCAAAUCUGACUGUUGUGUAUAUCGCUGCUUAUCAGUGUCUUGAUUUUAGACCAUAAUUAUGAGAAAAACUGCAAAGCAAUAAAAAUUGUGUAUUUAGCUUCAAGGUCAAAUAGAGAAUUAUUCACUGUUUAACUGAAGCAUACAUACUAGGGUCAUUCCAAAUUGGAUCCCUAGUUAGUGUGAGUGGGCUGAGUUCAGCCAGGUCUCUUUGUGAUAUUCCAAAUUGGAUUGCUUCUUCAGGACUUUGACCGUGUAAAAAAUUAUCCAGGACUCACCAAUUUGUUAUCUAUUGAUUCUUACUGGCAGCAAGAACAGGAUUAGGCAAAUUGAUUUUCCACCUACCCACUUGCCCUGCAAACAUUCUGGCAAGAAUUCUAUUUGAAUAACAACAACUUGAACAACCAGUGGCAGAGUCAUCAUUCCAUUCCAUUCCAUUCAAUUUCAUAUCCAGAGUGAUAAAUUACUGGACAAUCUUAGUAGGGAAUAAAAUGACACUUUUAACAAAUUGCAUCUGUAUUAAGUUAAUCAUUAUUUCUCAGAAUAGUUAA
Molecule: messenger RNA, 2503 nt
Organism: Stegostoma tigrinum
Lineage: Eukaryota; Metazoa; Chordata; Chondrichthyes; Orectolobiformes; Stegostomatidae
Gene: trmt10c
Product: tRNA methyltransferase 10C, mitochondrial RNase P subunit
Exons: 2
Coding region: 567-1862 (431 amino acids)
Biological process (GO): positive regulation of mitochondrial translation; mitochondrial tRNA 5'-end processing
Cellular component (GO): nucleoplasm; nucleus; mitochondrion
Molecular function (GO): tRNA binding
Source: RefSeq, a predicted model, not a curated record